AUGUUUAAGAAACGGAAAAUUAUAAAAAAACCUUCGAUAGUCAGUAAUUCAAAGGAGGUUACAGAAGGACCAUUCACCAGCAGUACCACUGAUAUUAGUAAUACGAUUCAUAAUAAAAGAACAAAAAUAAAAUUAUCCUUUGCGACGGAUGAUGAUGGUAAUGUUAAUAAGCAAAAUUCAGAUUUUGAUGAAAUCGCCAAUACUACUAAAAACAAUAAUCCACCAAAAAAUUCUAUUACUUCCUUUUUAAAAGGUGAAAAACAUAGUGAUUCUUUGUAUAGUACUAAUAAUUUACAUUUAUCAAAGAAGAAAUUGAAGUCAAGGCUUCGCAAAAAUACUAUCUCCAAUCCUGACUUUGGAUCCAAUUCUAAUAACAAUGUUUUUUCCACAUCCAAUCAUAAUAAUACCAAAAACAAUAAAGACAAGGAUUAUGACUUGGAAGAUUUGAAAACUUUAUAUCAAACAUCUACCGAUCUCACUAAGGAGCUACGGCAUGAUAAUGAUGUUGAAGCGUUUAAAGCCUCAACAAGCCCGACCGUAAUACUGAAUUUGGAGGAUUUAGAAGACGAAGACAAUAAUAUGGUGCACAAUAAAAUUAAUAACAGAAAUAGAAACGAAGUUAUUUUAACUGAGCAACAGGUAGAUAUAAUAAAAUUACGGAAGUUAAAGAGACAACAACAGGAAUCAAAUAGAGAUUAUGGUGAUAGGGAUAAGAGUAGAAAAAUAUUGAUGAAGGAAGAUAGAGAGUACGUAAAAUUAUUUGAACAAAAUAAUAGAGAGGAAUUAUCAGAAAUGGACAAAGGGGGGGAUUUUGGAACAAUUUCAUUACCCACCCACAAUGAUAAAAGAAAUAAUAAAAAAGAAGGUUACGAUAACGACGAAUAUGAUAGUGUGUUUAUUGAAAAUUCAGAUGGGAGACUAGCACUAACAGAAAAUGAACAGCUACAACAAGAUUUAGAAAGAGAACGCGAAAUUAAAUCAAAAUUACACGACAUAUACGGUGAGUUGGUGAUGAGCAACAGUGAUGAGGAGAACGAUGGUAACGAGUUUAUGGCUUUGAAAGGUGAUAUUGUUUUAGAACAAUCUGAACUAACAGCAAAUAUUGAUGGCAUGAUAGAACAAGUUCAAAAAGAUUUGAAAAGUGUGGAUGAAAAAUUAGUCAACAAUAAAUUACAAUUAGAUCUUUUGAGGAAGGAGUUCAAAACAAUUUUGGAAACGGGAAUAUUGCCAAAAGAAAGCAAAGGCGUUAAUUGA
Molecule: messenger RNA, 1254 nt
Organism: Saccharomycodes ludwigii
Lineage: Eukaryota; Fungi; Ascomycota; Saccharomycetes; Saccharomycodales; Saccharomycodaceae
Exons: 1
Coding region: 1-1254 (417 amino acids)
Source: RefSeq, a predicted model, not a curated record